AUGGCUGACAUAAGAACGGCAUUCCAGCGGGCAAAGCAGGCAGCGGAACUGCAAAAUGACAGAGGAGAGCAGCGACAGCUGCUGGUAGAACAACAACAAUGGCGAAACUAUAACGGUGCACCGAAUACAGUUGUCGCUUGUCCUGUGUGCUCAGAGUUACGCUUUGCCUCAUCGAUCGAGUCACAUCUAACAGUAUGUCUGGAAAGAGCUGUCUCACCUGGGGAUGAUGCAUUGCAGGUCACGCUCGAUCGAUGCACUCGUCGCCUAAAUUGCUCCACAGAGCCGCAUAUGAGCCAGGUGACAAACACUGUAACGAACCGAGCACUGGAGCACUCAGUGCUGAGAACACUAACAAAGGGACCCUACACGUAUCGUCUACUUGCGCUCAGUGUGCACUGGUGUCUCCAGUUCGAGCGACAUCUCUUUUCCGCGGCGGAGUUAGAUUACUUAUCAGCAUUCGUUUCGCUUGCAACUGCUUCACAAUGGCUCUAUUCGUGGUUGUUUUUUCGCAAAGGUUUCUCGACGGGCCGCUGGUUUCGAGCCUGCUCACUGCAGACUCGCUACCGAGAGGUUGACGUUGCGAAGGCCAGCCGAGAACUCAUCCAGCAUGGCUUCUUGAAGGAUAGGCCAGCGUGUACCGAUGAUUACUUCAGGCUGCUAAAGUCGCUCACGCAAGCAGAGGUCACCACUUUGUGCCGAGAUCUCGGCCUGCAAAGUGCCUGUAUGCUCAAGACGUGCGUCGCUGGGGCCUUGUUUCAAACGAAUAAGCAGAAAAUUACGCCAGCAAGGCGGAAGCUAGAAGAAACGAUCCUACCUGCAGUUUGCAGUUGCCCCGAGGCCUUGCAGGCGUUGUUGGCCGCGUGGGCAGCGCUGGCACCAUUAGGUCUUGAAAACAUGCUGCGCGACGGCCUUGAACUCAAGGAUCCAUUGCCGCCAUGCCUCGUUGAACGGCCGCUCUUUUCAUCACGAAGCGCACUCGAGGCUUUUCAAAGCGCUCGGGAGCUAGAACAAUCUUUCGAGCAGAUGCUCGGCACCUCGGAGCCGGCUGCACUCGAAAUAUCCAUGACUGCCGAACAGCGGCUUCGUGAAGCACUGAAAACCAGCGAUGAGGCGCUUAUCGCGACGCGCGUGACCCGGUAUGAUCAACUGUGCGACCUACAGCGUCUCUACAGGGAGCCCUACACCACUGUAGGCGUCUUGGCGAAUAUUUUGUGGCAUUCAGUUUCGGUUGCAGAGUCGCAUGGACACUACUUGGAUUCAGUUCGCCGCCUCGAACUUCUUCUCAACGCCAAUCUCUGCCUGCGACGUCGCGGCAAGUUCUAUGAUCGCCUCUCGCUGAUCCUCGCGCAGCGCUUAGCUGACCGAGCAGGUGCGUUCCGCGUGUGUCUUGAUUCGCUCUCGGAUGCCUUUGUCCGGGAUGCGGAGCGCAGCGUUCUCUGGAAACGCGCAUCACGCCUUUGUAGGGAACUAGGAGUUGACGUGAGACUUCCCAACGAUCCCGCCUUGUCCAUACCUAUCCCAGAGCGAGUCCUCCGGGGGCGAGCGCUGCCUGGAUCGGGUCGUCGUGGUGGUAGCGUCAAGUUCGCCGGUUUGGAUAACACGCUAGCCAUUACUGUGGAGAACCUUGCUUUGCAGUUCUAUGAAGCAGAACUCGGCUACACUGGUGCGCACCUCGAAGGUCGCACAUUCGAGGCCUUAUUCUUCAUCUUCUUCGAAGAUAUGCUGCGCCUACCGGUUGUCGAUGCUUUUCACGUUCCUUGUCAGGCACAGCCUCUUGACUUUGGCACGGAGAUGUUCUACGUGAAUCGAGCUGAUAACAUCCGCAAACGUCUUUUGGAACUGAGUAUGCUUUCUGAAAGCGAACUCUCGCAAUGGACACGCGAGCAGCUUCAGCGCAGCGCUAUCGAGUCUCGUCGUUGGACGCCAACACAAGCACCGGUUCCCUGGGAUGUGAUCGUUGCGGGUCUUGGUGCUCAGGGGCUAGUGCAAAUUCUCACACGUCUUGUGACAGACUUGUAUUACUGGCGCUCAGGGGCGCCAGACUUGCUAUUAUGGCGUUCUAGUGGCAAAAGCAGCUGCAAACUUGUCGAAGUGAAGAGCACCAACGAUACGCUUGCACCCAAACAACGCCGCUGGCUACAGGAACUGAUUGCUGCCGGCAUAGAUGUAGAGCUUUGCUUGGUACGUAACCACUAA
Cyanidioschyzon merolae strain 10D is the source of this 2196-nucleotide messenger RNA. RefSeq lists its product as hypothetical. Bases 1 to 2196 code for a protein of 731 amino acids. Gene Ontology annotation, molecular function: flap-structured DNA binding; 5'-flap endonuclease activity; 5'-3' exonuclease activity. The record is from RefSeq and is a predicted model, not a curated record. The transcript has a single exon. Gene Ontology annotation, biological process: interstrand cross-link repair. Gene Ontology annotation, cellular component: nucleus. NCBI's taxonomy places the organism in Eukaryota, Rhodophyta, Bangiophyceae, Cyanidiales, Cyanidiaceae.